AUGCAAGGCGACCUGAUUGCGAACCACGGCAGCUACGGGCAAGACUGGGCUGCAACCGCAGUGCCCAAGUACAAGAAGGGCUCGACGCCGCGGCCGCUGCUCGCCCGGAAAUGUUUCACAAAGAGGAUCACUCACUUUGCUGUAGCUAUGGCCGCGCCAAACGCGAAGCAUCACACGAAGGAGGAGAAUGGUGCAACAGCCGACAACGCCAACGGCUCGACGUCGGACUUCGCCGCCCGCCUUUCUUUAAGCGAGUCUUUCCAGCGAGUCUUGCAGAUCGACAUCGAAAAUCGAAAGCUGCGGGAGCGAAAUGAAAAGCUCGAAGCAACGAACGACACAAACUGGGCCACGAUUGCCAACAAGCGCGACGCGUGGGCCGCCGAGAAGGGCAAGCUGGAGCGCGCGCUCCAGCAUAUGCGAGAAGAGAUGAAGAUCUUGCGCGAGGUAAAGGCAAAGGCCAGCGAUCAGGCUGAACAGAUCAAGGCGCACGAGAAGCGAAUCCUUUCUCAGUGCGAGGCCAUCAAGAAGAGGGAUGAGGAUAUGGCUCACCAGUUGACCCUCUACCAGAACGCCAAAGAGGAGCUCGCCGCGGAAAAGACGAGCGCGCUGGCUCUAAGUGACUCCCUUCUGACAGCUGAAAAGGACUUGGCCCGCAGUAAGGAGGAACUGGAAGUAGCAAAUGACGAACUUAACGACCUCGCGGAUUUCGCCGCUCGGCUACAGCCCAUGAAUCAGGGUAAAGAGCAGAUUCAGGAAGCGCUCGCCAACACAUUCAAUCAGUUCCUACAGUUCUUCGUAUCCGAGAUGAGCUUUGACGGUAAACCCGGCGCCUAUCCGACCGCAGCUACGGAAGAACCAUCUAUUCCUCUUCCAGAAUCGAAUACGCCGGCAUCGAAGCAGAUGAGGAUUGUUGCCGCCCUUAUUGUGUCGGGAAAGGCUAUGGUCAAGCACAUAUUCCGGCAUGCUCUCGUGAGCGACGACUUGGACCGAGUACUAAACCAACUGGCCGUGACCGAUCCGGAUCAUGAGUCAUAUGUGCGCGAGGUGCUACUGAAACUGCAUCAGAUGCACCCGGACGAGCAAAAGGCUGCGCAGAUGGCCAAGGUUGACAGGGCCGUGAAAGACAUUGCCGAUCAGCUAGGGCCGAUGGUUCCACGACCGACCGAAUUCGGUUCUCGGCUGAAGCCGUGUUGUGAGAUGGCUGCCAAGGCUUGGGACUUGACCCUGGGAAUGGAAAACAAGGUUGAUGCGCAUUUCCGCUUCCAGAUGCCCGCAUUCUGGUGUCCGGUUCCGCUCGAAGAAAUUACCGAUCAGUCGCCCGCCGACCCAGCAAGCGACUCGAAUGCACAAGCAGAUGCGCCGCAGCAGCCGCUCCCACCCGGCGAGGCAGGCCCGUCUGUGAGCAUUGAUGAGGUGCUGAAAAUGGUCUGGCCUGUCGUCAUUGCACAUCUCCCGGAUGCUGAUGAGCCAGCUGAAUCUGAGAUGCUGAGCUGCGGCUACGUCUUGGCCCGGGCGCAGUGUCGGGCUGCCAAGGACGAUGUGACCCGCGAGCAGUCUACGUACAAGAAGACCCGGUUGGAAAGCAGGCGACAGUCGGAGAAAAAAAGACGGAGCUCGGUCGCGCCGUCGCCGGCCAGGGCAGCUGUCGUUACCAGUGCCGCUUGA
Messenger RNA from Cordyceps militaris CM01, 1665 nucleotides. RefSeq lists its product as uncharacterized. The transcript is spliced from 2 exons. The coding region runs from base 1 to 1665 and encodes 554 amino acids. Lineage: Eukaryota; Fungi; Ascomycota; Sordariomycetes; Hypocreales; Cordycipitaceae. The record is from RefSeq and is a predicted model, not a curated record.